Dreissena polymorpha is the source of this 4450-nucleotide messenger RNA. Its product is annotated as protein spinster homolog 1-like. The transcript has 13 exons. Gene Ontology annotation, cellular component: membrane. NCBI's taxonomy places the organism in Eukaryota, Metazoa, Mollusca, Bivalvia, Myida, Dreissenidae. The record is from RefSeq and is a predicted model, not a curated record. Bases 474 to 2030 code for a protein of 518 amino acids. Gene Ontology annotation, biological process: transmembrane transport. Gene Ontology annotation, molecular function: transmembrane transporter activity.
UUCUAAAUUGUACUUGAGUUGACAAUGAUUAAUUAUUUAUGUUUAUUUUGCAAAAACUAAUUAAAGUUUUUCCAACUGUUUGAUGGAGACUAAAUUCUGUGGCUGUUCAUUUGAACUCGUUAUUUCAAAAAGGCCUUGAGCUUUACAUGUAUUCUCUUAUCAAAGAAAGUUUUAUUUUAAUCUUUAAAACCAGUAGGGCUUGUUUUAUCAGAGUAAGGGAGUACAAGCUCAUGAGUGACAUACUUUAGCUAUAUGAUUGAUAACUCAAGGAAUGGAUAUGUAAUUACAUGUACAUUUCAUGUCAUCUUCACUUAGUGAGUAAAACUACUGUCAAAUACAUUACAAACAUUCUUAACUGAAAAUCAAAUUGACCAAUUUGAGAAUGAGGUCAAUAACCUGACAAUAUCAAUUUAACUUGAUAAGUGAACAUCAGAGGAAAUACUUUAAGGAUCACCUGAUCAACACAACAUACAAUGGAUCGAUCUAAUAAAUAUCAUUCAAAUAAAAAAGUGGAAUUACGUGCUCUCAACUUCAAUGAACAGCCCAUUGUAAACGAUUCUGGGCGAAAUACUAUGGAGACGCCGGAUGUCACAGUUGUGUCUCCCACUGAUGAUCCAAAUCACAUCAGUAAAGCAAGGGGAUAUGUUAUAGUUCUAAUUCUUUUCUUGAUAAACUUGCUGAACUACAUGGAUCGUUUCACAAUUGCAGGAGUUUUAAAAGACAUACAGUUGUUCUAUGGAAUAAGCAAUUCAGAAGAUGGCCUGUUGCAAACCUCUUUUAUAUCCUUUUACAUGAUUUUCUCACCUAUAUUUGGUUACCUGGGGGACAGAUUUGUUCGUAAAUACAUUAUGGCUGGCGGAAUACUUUUCUGGGCACUUGUCACAUUUGGUGGCAGCUUUGUUCCAAGUAAGCAUUUCUGGGGAUUCAUCAUAAUGCGAGGGAUGGUGGGUGUUGGAGAGGCCAGUUAUUCGACAAUUGCUCCCACUAUUAUUGCAGAUCUGUUCAGCGGCGGAAUGAGGACAAGGGCCCUCAUGAUUUUCUAUUUUGCUAUACCAGUUGGCAGUGGUCUAGGCUAUAUAGUUGGAUCGAACGUGGCAGAAGCCUUUCAUGCAUGGCAGUAUGCACUAAGGGUGACACCAAUCCUGGGGGUCAUCAGCGUGGUGUUGAUAAUGGUGUUUCUCAAGGAGCCCGUACGUGGUGGCUCAGAUGGUGCCCACGGGCUCAAAAAUACGAGUUUCCUAACUGAUCUCAAGGCCAUCUUGACAAACAAGAGCUUCAUGCUGUCCUCUCUGGGGUUCACAUGCGUUGCCUUCACGACUGGGGCCCUGGCCCUGUGGGGCCCUAUCUUCAUGCAGGACGCCAGCACUGUUGUGGGAAACCCAACCAAGGCUUCAACAGUGGCUCUAAUAUUUGGAGGCAUCACCGUGGUAGCUGGGUUCAUAGGAGUGGCUUUAGGGGCCGAGUCUUCACGACGAUACAAGCUGAUCAAUCCAAGAGCUGAUCCCCUCAUCUGCGCAUUUGGUCUUCUCAUUUGCACACCUUUCCUCUUCUUUGCGCUUGUAUUGUCAGGAACACAGCCAGCCGUUACAUGGGUGCUUAUUUUCCUUGGUGAGGUGGCUUUAUGCUUAAAUUGGGCUAUAAUUGCUGACAUUUUGUUGUAUGUAGUCAUACCAACCCGUCGGUCAGCUGCUGAGGCCGUACAGAUCUUGAUGUCCCACUUGCUGGGAGAUGCUGGCAGCCCCUUUCUUAUUGGAGUGAUUGCUGAUGCGAGUGCUAAGCGAUACGAUGGUGGGAAUGAUAACCCUGCCAUCCAGUUUGUCACACUGCAGGAGUCUCUCUACAUAACAACAUUUAUUUGCGUGCUUGGGGGCGCUUUCUUUCUUGCAUGUGCUCUCUUUAUUGUGCAAGACAAAACGGCUGCGGAGCAAGCCACAAAAGGCAUACGAGUGAAGGCUGAUGAUGAAACAUCUGACGAUGAACCCAUUGAUAUUGGAGACCGCGUAAUCAGUGACGCACAACCUAUUGUCUAGUAUGCAAACUCACUAGCAUGGAAAUAUGAAAUAACGCUCACUGACUGGGGAGGACAAUGCGGCCUAUGAGGACUUUGUGAACUCCUCAUCUGCUGGGCUGAAUCAGGACAAGCGAUGAAAUACUAGCAAACAUCAGGAUAUGUUGUCAUUGUUGUGGCUGUAUUUGAAGGAAAUGUUAAUAACAGGCAUCAAAUCUUGACAUUUGAUUCGUAUUGGAAAUAUGAUAACAAUUCUGAUGAUAUUUGUACUCAAUAAGGUACUUGAUAUCAGAUAUUGUUUAUUGAAAACCAGUUAUUGGAUCUUUUUGCAAAAGUGCUGUUGACCCCCCUGUGUUUUAUUUGAUGAUAUUUAUUGUUGAGCUGCAGAGGCAUUAUAUUAAUAAAAAGUAAAACAUUUAUACAAAUAAAUAAUAAUUGAUACUAAAUAAUUCAAAUUACCAUUUUGGCGUGCUGUCACAUAUAAGGAUGUUCCAACUCUUGUUCCUCUCGUAUGUCAUUGACAUUUUUAUCAUUUUACUUAUAAGUAUUUGUUAAUGAUUUUGGAUGGCUGCCACUCACAUAAUGACUUUUUGAUUUUUUGUUAAAUUUACUAUUUUUAAUGGAAUUAUUGUUUCAUUGUUCAUUUCAUAAUGUGUUCAUCACUUUUAUUAAUUAUUAUAAAGUUACAUUGAGUAUUGCCUCAUAUGUUCAUUUGCAUGGAGCAAUUAUACUUUGAUCAUGCAUCAGAACAAUAAUGCGUUUGAACUUUGUACACUGGACAUUUAAGUGAUACAUUUGAGCUGUGCUCUGCGAAAAGGGGUUUAAUGCAUGUGCGUAAAGUGUAGUCCCAGAUAAGCCUGUGCUGUCCGCACAGGCUAAUCAGGGACAACAAUUUUCAAAUAUAUGAUAUUUUUUGUUUCAAGAAAGUCUCUGCCCAGCUAAAAUCCUGUUUUCACGUAAAGUGUUGUCCCUAAUUUGCCUGUGCAGACUGCACAGGCUUAUCUGGGACAACACUUUACGCUCAUGCAUCAAACCCCUUUUUCUUAAAAAUAAACAGGACACUUAAAAUUAAAGAAUGAAAAACAAUAUUUAUAUGUGCCCUCUUAUUAAUGUAUUCCUACUUUGAUCUUAUUGUGAUAUAUUUGAGACGUUUUGCAGUUAGCACAGGCUAUUCAAGGACAGCACUUUAAGCAUAGACUAGAAUUGCAUUUAAAAGAAACUUUCUUUAAACAACAAAAAUUGUUUAAAGCCUUGAUAAACUUGUAGGGACUGCACAGGCUAAUCAGGGAUGACACCACACAUUUGCUUAGAGUGUGGCUCACUUAUUGGAUUUAAGUGUUUUCCAGUGGAAACCUAUUAAUAGAAAAAUGUGUUGCAUUUAAUAAUACAAGUUGUUCCAAACUAGUUCACAGCUGUAUAGCUUUAUAAGGCUGUAAUUUUAAAGCACAUGUCUGUUGAAAGACUGUAAAUGUACACUUGAAUAUUCAUUACAAAUGUUUAUUCUGUAGAGAAAUUUUACACAUUAUACAGUAACCUUAUCAUGCAAGAUGGUCCAUAGUUUCUGCUUUUUACUUAUUUGGUUAAUAUGUAACAAAACUUAUAUUAUGAUCAAACUUGCAUUUACGGACAGAACUACAACUGGUAAUAUAAACUUGGCUGUCUUUAAACCUUGCUUAAAAGAGCAAACACACGCACAUUUAAUUGCAUCAUUUUCUUUAGUUCUAUGUCUUAGCUUAUUUUUUGAUAUGACAAAAAAAAAUACAAAAGAUAAAAAUUAUGACAUAUUUAUAGACAUUUUUCUGCUGUCUGCCUUGCGCACUGGUUUGUACACUCAAUGAUUACCAAGGCUACCCAGGUUCAAUUCCCAUUCCCGGCUGCAUGUGAGUUUGGUUGGUGGUCACCACACAGGUGGGUAUUCCUCAGGGUACUUCCGCAUCCUCCCACAACACAUAACCUUUCAGUAACAACCAAAUAGCUGGAAAUUGCAACGAUAAUUCAAAUAAUUGUGCUAACUUUUGUGAGUCUAGUAAGCUUAUUAGGAAGGAGAGCUGGGGCACAAUCCGGGUCUGCACAUAAUGUUUACUCUGGCUUGGAAAGGACCUCAUCAACUUCGAAAUACACACUCAUUUGUAUUGAACAAUUUGCUUAUUUGCGUAGUACUCUUUUAUGUAGAGUAGAUCAUCACAUAAUCUUUUGAAUGCAUAUGAUGAUAAGGAUCCUUAUAAUAAUAAUGAUGAUGAAGAUCAUAAUGUUUCUAUUUGUAAUUUGUAUAUAUCUGUUAUUCUAACAUUAUGCGAUGCACUGGAAUGCUGGUGUUGACAAAUUUCAGGAUUUGUGUCUCUUUAAAAUGUAUGUCUUGUUUUUGGAUUCAAAUGUUUAACUAUCAAAAUUAUGUGUGAAUAAAUUCUGUGUUAUGAAAGAACACAUAUUUAAAGAGUAAAA